AUGUUAUCAACACUUUUUCAUAUAGCUGCAGAAAAAGGAUAUGCUUCCACAAUAAUAUGUCUUAUGCAAUCAUGGCCAACUCGGUCAUCAGCAUAUACUGUUGUUGACAAAAAUGAACAAAAUAUAUUGCAUUUAGCUGCAUUGCAAAGUAAAACAGAGAUGGUACAAGGCAUUUUAAAAUAUUGUUCACAAGAGUUCAAGAAAGAAUUUGUGAAUAAGCAGGAUAACAAUGGUGAUACACCACUCCACAUUCUUAUCAAACGUGGUUGCUUCAUUCCCGAACUCUUGAGAUAUGAAGGGCUUGAUAUAACGGUAGAAAACAAGAAAAGAUGGACUCCUCUUGAUAUGUUGUAUUUUGAUGAGCAAGUUAUUGAGGAUCAGGUACAAAUAAAAAUUGUACUUGAUGGUCUCCAUCCAUCAAAGGAUAAUUUUUCAAAUUCUGUGCUCCCAAGUAAACGGAUGAGAAAAGAUAAGAUUCUUAAUGAACAAGCAAAACUGAAGAUGCAUGAGAAGUACACAGCAAUGAAAGAAGAUACCGAUGCCAUUGCUAAUUGUUUUGCUGAUGCCAUUGUCGGAGAUGCUAUUUCGGUAGCAGCAUUGAAAAUGAAAGCAGAUAAAGUGAAUGAAUUGGGAGAGACAAUCCUUCACGUUGAAUCAAAGAAGGGAGAGAUAGAAAACGUGCGAUUCAUUGUGAGUGAGUUUGCAAACAAAAGCCUUUUGGGCAAGCGGGAUAGGUCAAAACAAACUGCACUUCACCUUGCAGCACAACGUGGACAUGUUCAAGUGGUUAAAGCUCUCAUUGAUGCAGCUAGUAGUCUUCAAGUGGUCAGUCUUUUUCAGGAUUUCAUCAGGCAAGCUAAUGUUCCAAACCUGAACACCGCAUUACACCUUGCGGUCGUUGAUGGAAACGUGGCAAUAGUUAAGCUCUUAGUAGAGGCCGAUCCAAAUGAUAGCCAUGUUCGAAACAGUGAAGGUAAAAGUCCAAUCUACAUAGCUGCGGAAAAGGGUCGCAGAGAUAUAAUAAAGGUGAUCUGUACGGCUUGCACAGCUCUGUCUUUAGAUGGUCCGGAAUAUAGGACUAGGGCUGUUUAA
Molecule: messenger RNA, 1092 nt
Organism: Daucus carota subsp. sativus
Lineage: Eukaryota; Viridiplantae; Streptophyta; Magnoliopsida; Apiales; Apiaceae
Exons: 2
Coding region: 1-1092 (363 amino acids)
Cellular component (GO): plasma membrane
Molecular function (GO): protein binding
Source: RefSeq, a predicted model, not a curated record